CAAACGUCUCAUCGUAGUCAAUUCCAUAAGUUUGACUAUAUCCUCUGGCGACCAAUCUGGCCUUAUACUGUUCCACCUUCUCUUCGGGAUUCUACUUCACUUUAUAGAUCCACUUACAACUCACUGCUUUCUUUUCUGCUGGCAAUGUGGUUAGCACCCACGUCUUGUUUUUUCCCAAUGCUUCCAACUCCUCUAUCAUCGCUUCAUGCCACUUCGGAUCUUGCUUUGUGGCCCUCCAUUCUUUUGGGAUUGACACAGUUUGAAGAGACGCAACAAACACUCUAAUAGGAAGGAGACAAAGCCUCAUAAGACACAUAAUUUUCCAGUGUCAUGAUCAUCAAAAACCUCCGGUGGUAAAGCCUUUUGUGUUGCUUCACGUGUCCCCUUUCGCAACGCAAUAGGCAGUUCCACUGUGUCAGAUGAGCUUGCACCACUGCCUUGCUGCUCCCCCUGCACUUGUGGUUGCCAUCGAGAAUAUACCAGACGAGUGUCAGAUGAGUCAUGCACUUGUGGCACUUGUGGUUGUCGUCGAGAGUAUACUAGGGGAGUCUUCUCCAUCGAUCUCGAAUAGGGAGUUGGAGAUUACCAAUCUGAAUGGAACCCACUGGUGGCUGGACUUGAACCUGCACAUCACCAUCAGUGAGAGUACCAACUGGAAUUGUACCCACAAUUGGCUGGACUUGAAACCGCACAUCAUCAUCAGUGUUGGUGUCCACAGAACCCUCCUGAGUGCGAGAUACAACCUUCUCCCCCUCUUGACCAUUCUGCACAGAGUGUGAAUGGUCAAGCCCUUGAAACAACACACUUAGAUCUGUGGGGUCACCAUAGAAUGGCUCAGACUCCCUGAAGGUGACAUCCAUACUGACAAACCUACGCUUCUCAGAGGGACACCAACAUGUAUACCCCUGUUGACUAGAAGAAUAGCCCAGAAAAAUACACUUCACUGCUUGCGGAUCAAGUUUCCCAACAGAAGGAUGAUGAUCACGAACAAAACAAGUACUGCCAAACAACUUUGGGGGAACAACAAACUUAGUUUCUCCAUAUACUAGCUCACACGGCGAUUUCAUGCCUAGUAUUCUUGAUGAUGUCCGGUUGAUCAGGUAUGUGGCUGUCAUAACUGCUUCACUCCACCAGAACUUGGGCACAUUCAUUGUAAACAUCAAUGACCGAGCAACCUCAAGAAUAUGUCGAUUCUUCCUUUCUGCCACUCCAUUCUGAGGAGGGGUGUCUAGGCAUGAUGUUUGAUGAAGAAUACCUUGAUCAGACAAGAAGGCCCCAAAGGUGUUGUUCACAUACUAUGUACCAUUGUCAGUCCUGAUCACCUGCACCUGCACCUGAAAUUGAUUCUUCACGAAGGCAUGGAAAUUCUGAAAACAGCUAAACACCUCAUCUGUGUGACGCAUCAAAUAAAGCCAAGUCAUACGAGAAUAGCAAUCAAUGAAUGUAACAAAGUACUUCAUUCCGUUCAUUGACACAACUGGGAAAGUCCAUACACCCGAAUGAAUCAACACAAAAGGGGAUAUGCUUCUAAGUCCCUUACUCACAUAUAAGGCUCUUGUGUGUUUGUUUGGCAUAUUCGCAAGCAUCACAUGCCAACUUGCCCUUGCCUAUCCCACACAUAACAUCCGGAAAGAUUCUACUCAUCUUAUCAAAAGAUAUAUGCCCCAUCUACAGUGAUGGAUCAUCGCCUCCUUCUUCUUGUCCUCCAUGGUCGCAGCACACACCAAGUCCGGCUGCACCUCCUGGUCCAUGUACCAGAGCCCCCUACGCCUGGUGCCAGUCCCAACCAUCUGCCUCGUCUGUCACUCCUGAAUCACCCAACCGAAUUUAUCAAGGAUCACACGACAGUCUAUGUCAUCAAUGAGAGCACUGAAAGAUACCAAAUUGACAGGAAAAGCUGGCACAUGUAAAACUGAGGAUAGGGAGAUGGUUGGAGUGCACUUUACUGUACCAACCCCUAUGACAUGUUUUGUGCCAUCAACCGUUUGUAUAGUGCCCGUGUGAGAAGGGGGAUGCUUAUUGUAAGACUCGAACACACAGAAUUUACUAGCAACAUGCUUAGAUGCUCCAGAGUCAAGAACCCACUCUGGAGCGCUUUCAUUAGUAGCAAGAGAUGCUCUUUCCGAAUUACCUUCAUCAGUGGAGGCCUAGUGAGCAAAGUGACCAUAGGCUACAUCAUUGCCUUUUGACGUCCCCAUGUCUCCUGCAACGGCCAUGUGAGCUCUCUGACCCCUCGAGUGUCCCGAGUAGCCACCUCUCCCCUAGAAGCCUGACCCCCUAAGGUCUGUGAGUAUCCACCUCUACCUCUAGCACUCCUGCCUCUGCCAGUUCCCCCUCUGUUGUAUCCCCUGCCUCUGCCACGAGUUGGACAUUCCCUCUUCCAGUGUCCUACCUCCCCACAGAUAUGACAUUUGUUGGGAUCUCCCCACUCCAUGCGCUCAGCGACUGCAAAUGUCGAAGCUGGCACAACCUUCACGUUUGCAUGCUCAAGAGUAGGCGCACCUCCUCUUGAGUCAUCACUGCAAUAGCCUUGGCAAUGGUAGGCAGACUAGGUUGGUGCAGCAGAGAAGCCUUCAUGCCAUCAAAGCAACCUUUGCAGCCAGCCAAAAGUUUCAGCACACGUCUGUGUGCCAUCCAUUUGUGCCCUGACUCGAUUGAAGCCGCAUCAUAGAGUUCCAAAGGGUCGCGGUUAUCCUGGUCAGCCCACGGAGCCUGCAGUUCUGCCACGUAUGCCAUCACUGACAUGUCAUCAUCUUGGCGCAGCAACCUAAUCUUGUCCUCAAUCUGAGCAAUGAGCAUGACAUUGCCCUUGCCAGAGUACUGGGUGGACAGAAUCUUCCAUAUCUCAGCAGGUGUGGAUAGUCCCUCCACGGAGCGUCCAAUGGAGGGCACCAUGGAGUUAAACAACCACACCAUAAGUACAGAGUGGAUGGCCGUCCACCUCUUUCCCUUUGCACUACACUUGUCUCCUGGUUCUGCAACGAUGCCCAACAAAUGUCCAUCAAGCUCCUUCUGCUCCACAGCCCACAAAGCCCUCCUGGACCAACUCAAAUAAUUUGUCGCCCCCUCUAGCUUCAUGUCCAGGGGCGGCAUUUUGAGUUUCUGAGACACUUCCUGUCAGGGAACGAUGGCCCUAGAGUUGGACUCUGCGAGGAUCUUCGCGAGCUUCUCGAAAGCCUCAGCAACAACAUUUGGUUCAGCCGUCGUUGGUCGGGAUAAACAGCAGCAGUAGCCCUCAGAAUAACACACUCCAGUUACUCAACAGUAGCAGCUCUCAACGACGGCAACCACACCGCAGCAAGUCCCCAAAAGAAAAUUUGGAUCCACAGCCUCACGAGCAAGCUGCAGAGACAAAUAGCAACAGCAGACACAACAGCGGUCCAGCUCGAGGACUUCCUAAUCCAAAUCGAGCUCCCACAGAGCCGCACCUCCUCUGCCGCGCUGCCACAGCACCGUCAGCCGCCUCUGCUCCUAGCUCCGUCGUCGCCGGCCACGCAGCUCCCGCGCCGUGCCAUCACGUCACAGCACCGCCGCCUCUCGCGCACGCGCACGGCUGCGCCCGCAGCCGCCUCUCCCCGCCUGGCCCUGCCUGGGUCCCGCCACCUCGCUAGCGAGUGACUACGCCGCCGCCGCCUGGUCUGAUACCAUGUUGGUACGGGAGGGAAGUACCUUCAGACAGGAUUCCUUCUUGUGUCUGGUGGCUCGCGUGGUACACUGUGUGGCAGCUCGCACGGGGCAGAGGAGAAGCACCUCUUCUAGGUCAGAUCCACUCAUGGGCUUGGGCCCAACAGACAUAUCAAGAUGGGCUAGGGUCCAUACUGGUUCAACAGUGGGCAGCUACUUGAGCUAGUCGUUCUUGGAAGGGUUGAAGAACCGGCUGACAAGGAGAGCUCAUAAUGGAAGAAGUGGAGUGUCACCAACUCCCUGGCCUAGAUAUUGAACUCCAUGAUUCUAGGCUUUGCAGUGUCUGUUGAGGCAUUGCCAAAUGCUUCUACUGUGUGGAGUAUGCUUGUCCACGAGGUAUUCCGGUAAGGGAAACCUGAUGCUCAUGUCUUAAAUUAAAGACAAGAUCCAUGUUGUUCGUCAAGGUGAAGAACCAUGCUAGUGUAUGUGAAUAAGCUGCAACACCUUUGAGCAGAUCUGGAUCAGUGUGAUCCCCUUGAGCUUCCACAUGCAGAGUCCAUGGAGAUUAGUGUGAUCCCCUUGAGUUUCCACAUGCGGAGUCCAUGGAGAUUGACAGGGAGUGGGUUCAGCACAGGUGUGUGAUGCAGUUUCUAAAAGGCCUAGAUCAAGCUUUUGAGAGUAGGCAUGUUGCGCUGCUAGAUGAGCCGACGUUUGUGUCUCUUGAUGAGGCCAUUGUUGUGAUGUCCCAAGAAGAGGCACGCCUGCAGUCAAGAGAUGGAAAUGAAUAUGUUUAUAGAGUGGCUAACCCGCGAGGUUUUGGGGAGUUCCUGCAGAAGAGACAUAGGCCGAGGGUAGUGUUGGCAGUAGCAGCCGAGGUGGUUGGAAUGGGAGUGGUGGUUCUUGGAAUGCUCCCAAGGCAAAUGUAGCUGCUUCAGCUGAAGGAAAGCAACCUGCAGGAGGGCAGGAGACUACUACUAGCUAUGCCAACUUUGUCGAUACAAAUGAAGGUAACAUUGAACACACAUCAAUAGCAGACCAUAAAAUAAACUCUAAAUGGUGCUUGACUCUGGAGCAUCACAACAUGUUGCAGGAGACUUUUAAUGAGUUUAAACCUUAUGUUCCACACUCUCUCGCACAUCAGAAAAACAUUCACAUAGCAGAUAGGACAGCCCAACUCAUCACAGGUGUUGGGAUAGUUAGUUGCACACCGAAUAUUGGAUUAUCCUCAGUGUUGCAUAUGCUAGCUUUUCCCAUGAACUUAGUGUCCUUGAGUGCUUUGGUUGACCAAAUUGAUUGCCGAAUAAUUCUUGACAAGGUUGAGUUCUUGAUCCAUGAGAUCGGCGGGCAGGAGUCUUUGGAACUGGAACAAGGUGUAGGGGGUUGUGGUACAUGAAGCGCAACAUGAUGGACCGGGACGCAAUGGGCAUGCUAGCUGUUGUUGCUGAGGAUAAGGAGACUAGAGACUUAAUCCAUCACUGUAGGAUGGGACAUGUGUCUUUUGGUAAAGUGUCUCAAGUAUUUCCUGAUGUAAUGAGUGGUGUGUUAGGUUACUGGCCAUUGGGCGUUUCCAGUGACUUUAGUCCCACCUCGGUUACGGGAGGAGGCUAGAACCACCUUAUAAGGGAGAGAGCCACAGUCCCUUCAAGCUAGUCUUUUGGGAUGUGAUGGGCUCUCUGCUUGUAGUCGUGGGCCAGAGACACUAACAGGGCAUGGACAAGAGCAAGCUGCACCGUGAUGUGUGUGAGUUUGCUAAACAUGAGAACCUCAUAUGUGAGUAAGGGGAUUGGGAGCAUAUUUCCUUUUGUGUUAAUCCACUCUGAUGUAUGUAGUACUUCGUUAUGUUCAUUGAUUGCCAUUCGCGGAUGACUUGGAUCUAUCUUCUGAAACAUAAAGAUGAAGUGUUUCAAUGUUUUUUAUGCACUUGUUCAGACUCGAUUUAAUGUGAAAAUUCAAGCACUCAGACCCGACAACGGCAUCGAGUAUGUUAACAAGUAGGAUGCAAAUUUGGAACCUUUAGGGUACCCUCCGACCCUACUUAGUUCAACCAAAUGAAUUAAAGUUUCAAAAUUGAGGUGAUUCUGAAUUUUUUUUAGUUCAUUUAGUUGAACAAAAGGGGGUCACAGGGUACCCUCAAGGUUUCAAAUUCGCAUGCCUAUUAACAAGGUAAUUGGUGCUUUCAUGUUGGACAAGGGCAUCCUGCAUCAAACAUCUUGUCCGGACACACCUCAGAAUGGGAUGGCAUGGAGGAAAAGUCGCCACCUGCUAGAGGUGGCCCGGGCAUUGAUGUUCACCAUGAAUGUGCCCAGGUUCUUGUGGAGUGAAGCUGUCAUGAUGGUCACUUUCUUGAUCAACCACAAGCCAUCCCGGGUCACAUGUAUGAAAUCAAGGUGUGAGUUGGUUUUCAUAGAAAAUAAAUUUCCAGAUCCCCCCAAGGUGUUUCGUUGCACUUGUUUUGUUCGUGAUCAUAGGCCAUCAGUAAACAAAUUGGAUCAUCGGGAAGUCAAGUGUAUCUUUAUUGGGUAUUCUUCAAGAUAAAGAGGAUAUAAAUGCUGGAGUCCGUCUGUGAGGCGGACAUUUGUGAGCAUGGAUGUUACGUUCCGUGAAUCGGAACCUUUUUAUGGUGAGAAAGCUGAUCUAAAUGUCUUGUUUGAAGAACUAGACUAAUGUCCCCAACCGGAAAUUGGUCAAGAGGGGGGAGAGUAGUAGCACACAUAUGCGAAUGAUGCAGUAGUUACCUUUAGCAACAUGCGGCUCAUUAGUAACUCUUGUGGUGCAUGUAAUACAAGCAUUAGCUUCCACCGGUGAUGUAGUUACACCGGCUCAGACUGGUAGUGUGACGAGGUGGACAGCAGGACAACAGAGCAAGGUGAACAACUAAAGGUGUAUUCACGGAAGCGUGCACCAACUCAGAUUGGUAGUGUGCCAAGGUGGACAACAGAGCAAGAGAAGGAGCUAAAGGUGUAUUCAUGGAAGCAAGGUGGUGGGGUUGCACAUCAGGGAGCAACUAGAUCAGCCACUGACGGAACAACAGGGUAGUACUCAUGUGAUUUCCAUCUCCUCUAACGCAGACUAGGCUGAAGGGUCAAUUAAGGGGAAAAUUGCAUUGAGAACUAUUCGAGCAACAACAAGGAUACCAGAGAAAUGGUAUAGGUUUGAUGACAGUGAUAUUGGGAAGUAUGUCUCCUAUGAAGCAUUAUCUUCAUCCCACAAAACAUUUGUUGCUUCUCCUCAAUCUGUGUCAAUUCCGACUGACUGGAAGAAGGCAAAGGACUCAAAGUGGCGACUGGCCAUGGUGGAAGAGCUGGAGGCUCUGUGUAAGAACAAGACAUGGGUACUAACAUCCCUUCCAACAGGAAAGAAGGCAUAGCUGCAAGUGGGUAUACACUGUGAAGUAGAAUGUAGAAGGGCAUGUUGAAAGGCGAGGAGGUACAACCAAGACAUUGACUACGAUGAGACCUUUGCUCCAGUAACAAACAUGAACACCACGAGGAUUCUGAUCUCAUAUGCAGCCGACUAAGAAUAUACUGGAAUAAUCGGGGAGGCGUGAACUGAUUAAGAAUCCUGUCAGGGAGGAGUACAUCACAUCUAGCUUACAAAAUGUGACAUUCCAGCAUUCCCAUCUAAAAGAGGAAUGGUGUGAACCGACAUGACUAGACCCACUCCCACCCCCACCCACCCCGUUGUCGUUGUGUUCUACUCCCCUCCUAAAAAGUCUCACUGCUCCCUUAACCCUCGAUGCUCCCUCAACACUAGCCGCUUCCCUCAAGCCUUGCCACAAACUUCCCAUUCUCUACUUUCUAUCUCUACCUCUGACACGACCUCCAUUCUCUUAGUUUUACUUUGGCGGUGCUACGUAGGUCCACUCAUCACUGUGGUUAUGAGCACAAGGUGGACAACCACAUAACAAAUCAUCGAUAAUCAAAUUCAUGAGUAAGCACUUGGCGGAUCAACUCGUUGAUGAUCAGAACUUUGAGUCCAUGGUGGCUAAUUCCAUGGCGGAUCAGCUCGUUGAUGACCAUAUUAUGGAUUUAAUGGAGGACACCACCUCUAGUUUUUGUGACAAUUACAAUCUUGGUGAGUUCACUCCUCUUUUCUGCUGGUUUGUCUGUACAGUCUUUUGUGGAAUAUGGCAACGAUCUAUCAUGGAGGUGGUGAAGAGUAAAAUCGAUGAUGAAACUUAGGGGAAUUGGUCAUCGGAGUAGUUUUUUUUCCUACCAUGAGAACACCAACUCAUCCCAAUUCUCAUGUAAUUUGGGUUGCCAUUCGUUAUUUGAAUAUUUUUAUGUGUAAAGAUCAUGGCAUGCCUUCAUCCAUUUCUGAUCAUGCAAAUUUUGUUUCCCUUUCUUCCCUUAUAUGUAGAGAAAAUGCAACUAGGAGGCAACCCCUUGAUCAAUUAUGGUGAGUUCCUGUGUUCUACUCACUACAACCACCGCUCCGGAGGUGUGUGUGGGGGGGGGGGAGUGAACCGUGUUUCCCUUCCCACAAGUGAAUACAGGUAGGGUUAGGUUUUAGUGUCCGGCAUGAGGGCAAUGAGGGUGUUUAAUAUUCUUUUAUCGUUUCUUCCUCGCCAUGGUUAAAUUGAAGAUUUGGUGGCCUUUGUUGGCUCGUUGUCCGCUCAGGGUAGCGAGAUUCGUUUUUUUGUUUGUGGAUGGAGGUUGUUGCUUCUCGGAGGCAAGUUGUCGAGAUGAGAUCGACGAUGGCUUUGUUACAGGGGUGGUUGUCCGAAGUGUUAAGCUUCAUGCACUAGCCAACGCAACCAAAAGUCUGAACUGAUGGAAAGGUGUAGGCACCCACAUAUACACUUCAACACCCCCUCUCACAUGUGAUGCGGGAACUAAGUGAAUAGAGUCAGAGGUAUGGCUCAAGGCCUAUAUGUGGACGCAGAGGGGGCAACAACAAUUUUUGGAUAAAUUGCGAAAGCCAGGACUUGAACUCAAGACCUUAGGCUCUGAUACCAUGUUAAGCUUCAUGCACUAGCCAAUGUAACCAAAAGUCCAAACUGAUGGAAAGGGACAGGCAAUCUACAUAUACACUUCAACACAAAGUUGGUUGAUAUAGCGUUCUUCCAUAAUAUCGUGGCGAGAUCCAUGUGGUGGAUCCAGACCUAGGUCAACACGGGGUUGUCCCACUGCCAAUGUGACUCAAUUCUUGCGAUGAGCCUAUUAUUCGACUCUCAAUUAGUCUUCGAUGAUGGCACUUAGUUCUUGCAUUGAUGGAGGUUUGGCUUCUCAAAUGAACACCUUGAUGGUGACUAAGGUUGGCAGUAACCAUGGCCUUGGUGUGUGCAAGAGCCACUUAGCGCCUAAUAUUAAUUUUCUAUUCCGUGGGUUCUUUCCUACACAAAUUCCAAUGACUUCUCGCGGUCUCUAGCAGUUUUCGAUGCAUUUUAUCCAAGCCUUGUUGAUAUGAGGAUGCACGAUUACUACGAAAAAUGUGAUUAGGUAAAACCUAAACCAUCUAAUGUAUAACAUCGGCUCGAGUGCACGGUAACCACACCCCUCUAACCUAUCCCUCACACAAUGUAAAUCCAAACAUGGCCAACUUGAAAAGAUAACCAUUGGUGGACUCCAACAGUGCCCAUGAAAGUCCAAGGAUGGCAUAGCUAUUAAUCAAAAAUCUAAAGAUGGCAUAGUAAUUAGUCAAAAUCCAAAGAUGGCAUAACUAUUAAUCAAAAAUCCAAAGAUGGCAUAGCAAUCAAUGAAAAUCCAUAUUUGGAUUUUCAUUUAUUUUUUGCCAUCUUUGGGUUUUCAUUUAAUGAUUUGCCAUCUUUGGAUUUGUAUUUAUUACUAUGCUAUCCAUCUUUGGGUUAUCAUUUAUUGUUUGCCAUAUUCGGAUUUUCUUUUAUUUUUUGCCAUCUUUGGGUUUUCAUUUAAUGAUUUGCCCAUAAAACAAAAUAUCCACGACAAUUUUAGAUCCCAAAGUAAAUAUCUUUUUACUAAAAAUGCAGUCACCCCCUUCAUUGUAGGAUAGUCACCACCACAAAAUGGUGAAAGGACAACUGUAAAUAGCUCAUGUAAAUUCCAUGUAUUUUUGGGGUCCUCUAUGAAAUUUUGACCCGCCCUUUCCCUAUAAAAGCUCUGGAUUUGUUCAUAUGUUUGGUACUGAGUUGUCGAGAAAAAAUUGAAGGGGGGAGUUUUCUGGUUGUUGUUGUGUCGAGAGGUGAAAGGGAAGGAGGGGCCAUGUCGGAGGCGGCGGGUGAGGCGGCAUAUGGUGCGGACAUGCCCGAGAGCCCGCUUCAUCCUCAGCCACAACCCAUCGUUGGUGGCCGCCUGGACGACGCCCACGAAGGUAACGCUUCCUAUUCUGCACCGCACUCAUCGUGUCCCACGGCCAACAACGGUGUUGUGCAUGUGCCUGCCAUGAGCGCGAGCUCUGAGCCACCCAAGCAGAAGCGCGGCCGCCCGCGGAAGUACACCCCAGAUGGUACCAAGCCACCAGCUAUCUUCCCGGCACCAUAUCCUAUUGGUGUUGUCGCUUCCCCGACACCUGUUCUACCCCCGGGCUUCACGUUGGGAUUGUGGGGCGUAGGCGUCGUGAGGCCCCAGGCACCACUGCCGUCGCCAUUACCGCCACCACCCUUUGAGAAUUCAAAACAACGGGCCAAGAAGAAGAGGGUAUGGCCGCCGAGGUCCACAACCAGCAAGAAGCAGCGGGAGUUGGCAGUAGCAGAGCCAGAUGCGACUGGAUUCGUUCCUCAGGUCAUCACAAUCCAAGGUGGAGAGGAUGUAGCAGCGAAAGUCAUCUCCUAUUGUGGGAAUGGGUGGGCAGUUUGUAUCCUGUCUGCCGAGGGCGCUGUAUGCAAUGUGACACUGAAGCAACCAGCUUCUUCCUGUGGAACUGUUAUUUAUGAGGGCUAUUUUGACAUUGUCUCUUUGUCUGGCAUGUAUCUGCUGUCAAAAAGUAAUGGACUGAGCACUCUAAAAGGUGGAUUCAGUAUUUCGCUUGUUGGUCAUGAUGGAUCUCUCUUCGGCGGUGGGUUAGCAGGACCUCUGAUUGCAGCUUCACCUGUUCAGGUGGUCUUUGGAAGGUUUGCCGCUGAUGAAAAAGAGGAGAUCAAACAGGAUGUGGCCAGUGGAAGGUUUGCAGCUGAUGAAAAAGAGGAGAUCAAACAGGAUGUGGCCAGUGGAGGGUUUGCAGAUGAUGAAAAGGAGGAGAUCAAACAGGAUGUGGCCAGUGGAGGGUUUGCAGCUGAUGAAAAAGAGGAGAUCAAACAGGAUGUGGCCAGUGGAACUCCAGGUGCUACUACACCGACUGCUGCCCCGAAUGAAACCUCCAGUGGCCCAGGAAGCCCAUCAAACUAGAGUCCGGCUUGCACAUUCAACACAGAUUUCCUAUUUCCAGAUGCCAGUCAGCUUAAAUUCCAAGCUUUUCGCUCCUAGCUCCAAAUGCUUAUUUUUCCCUACUAUUUCCAGACGCUUAGCUUUCUGCUCGUACUUGUUGAACUUUUCAGUCUCGUUAUAUGUUGUAUGGCCCAUGCGUGUGGUCAAGUUAUGUUUUUGAACCUGAAUGAUGCUUCGUGAUAUUAUAGUUAAUGAAACAUUUCAUGGUCAUAUUGCGCA
Molecule: messenger RNA, 11183 nt
Organism: Triticum urartu
Lineage: Eukaryota; Viridiplantae; Streptophyta; Magnoliopsida; Poales; Poaceae
Source: RefSeq, a predicted model, not a curated record